Rhopilema esculentum is the source of this 7472-nucleotide messenger RNA. RefSeq lists its product as uncharacterized. Gene Ontology annotation, molecular function: cAMP response element binding protein binding. NCBI's taxonomy places the organism in Eukaryota, Metazoa, Cnidaria, Scyphozoa, Rhizostomeae, Rhizostomatidae. Gene Ontology annotation, biological process: positive regulation of transcription by RNA polymerase II; protein homotetramerization. The record is from RefSeq and is a predicted model, not a curated record. Gene Ontology annotation, cellular component: nucleus; cytoplasm.
UAAUUUUCCAAUUGAUAUUUCAACAUACUGUUAGCUGCAUAGCAUUUUAUAUGUAUCUAGUAGAAAGAUUCCUUAGAGUUGCUCCUACAUGAUAUGCUUGCUGUGGUCACAAGUUGUGAGGUUGUGUUUUGUCUAACGUUUCAGAACAUGACUGUUGUGGUAAGCUGCUAUGUUUCAUAAUCUAAUCAAGGUUGCAAUGUGGUUUCUGUAAGUCAUUAAAUCCUUCUUAAACAGCUGGAGAGUUCAAAUGUUUCAAAGGUCUUAAGGGUUAGGUUGGUGAGGCUAACUACAAGUUGGUUUGAGUAAAUUCAGUUAAAUCUUGCUUUGAAUCUUGAUGUGGCCUUUAUAUUUGCGAUUGUAACAAUAUAUACUGUUUUAUCUCAACAAUAGUGAUAGUCAACCUUGAGUUUCUGGCCAAGUAUUUUAGAAUUUAAGAAUCCAAAAUAUCCUAACAGUGGAUACUAACCAGUAUAUAAUACUAUAUAUAACAGAUACCUCAUAUUUUUGACAUACAACAUUAUAUUACUUGACAGACAACAUAUCAUAAUGAAAAUUCAUGUUAGAAUACAUGAGGUAACAAAAGCAUAACAUUAACAAACUAAGAUAAAACAGCAUAUAACAGAACAUAAAAGGUACCUUAACACACCAUAAAGCAGAAAAAAGAAACACAGCUUGAAAUGACUUAAACAUGAACAUAAGUAUAAAACAUAACAUAACAUAACAAAACACAACAAAAAUAGAUGUACAGACCACAUGACUAUAACAAAAAAUGAGAUAUCAUGCAUUACAUAACAUAGAACAUAUGUCAUGUUAUAUAUAACAUGCAACAUAUCAUUAUCAUCAUCAUCAUCAUCAUUAUCAUCAUCAGGACUUCAGCCAGUAAAACCAUCAGUGCACCAAAGAUUUGACAUCAUUAUAUGGUUAGUUCAGUGGCAUGUUCAUGUCAGCCUUCCUAGAGUUCUCCUAAUUUAACAAGUAUCCUGUCUGAUGUUUUUGUCAUCUUUUCUUUGCUAACUUAAUGUCCAGAAGAAGCCAGUUUUUUUCUUGCCACUGUCUGUAUGUUAGGUUACUCUUUUGAUUGUUCCCUUAAACUUUAUCCAUGAUCUUGGCCCAUACAUGAUCAUUAUGAUUGAACAGACAUGACAUAACCAAGCAUUACAUAACAUAGCCUAUUUUGCAGAACAGAGCACAAUGUAUCCUAACAGAGCAUAACAAUGCAAAGCAAGCUGCCCCAUCAAAAAUUGUAGAAAAGAAGGGCUUCCACAAACAUCUGCAAGGCAAAGUUUUUUUUAAUGUUUCUUUUUUAGUGCUAUAAGCAUCUGAACUUGGCCCAAAUAAAAUGGCAUAGUUUGUACAUGCUGCAUUGUUAAUUUAGAACUGGAUCAUGGCAACAUGUUUUAAGGGAUGUUUCAGAUAACUUAGUUCAGGAUGAGAUAAUGAUUAAAAAUACUUUGGAAAGAGAUUAAGCUGUUGUUGCACCACUUCCUGGUGAAUGCAGGGGAAGUGGAAGAGGGUCUACAGUUAUGGCUCAUUAAAAUGCAGUCCAAUGAUUCUCUGGAGAGUUAAAAUCAGCUUCUCACCCUACCUAACUUCUAUCAGAGUUUGGAUAAUGAGAAUAUGCCUCUCACAAAACACCAUGCAAAUAGAGUGAUGAGCCUUUUUAGUUCAACAUUUUCUCUCUAAAAUCUAAAGCAGACUAUGAACCAGACGAUGGAUAGCCAUGUCUGUGAAGUCCUUUGUGUCUAAACCAACAAAAUUCUGCUGACCUUUCUGCUAGCCUUCAGUUUAAAGCACAGCAUUGCUGUUUCCACUAUUAACUAAUUUCUUGAAACUACAGAAAUGAGUUUUUUUCAAAUUUUACAAGCAAUGCCUUUUGAGUUUAGAAUACACAUCAUAUUCUUGUGCAGAUGUGUUGAUUUUAGUGUGUGGCACUGACCUUUUGUUAAUUUUUCUGCAUUAGGCCCUCACUAAGAAAAUCUUAGACACCCCUGUCAUAUAGCAUGGAAAGUGUAGCUAUCCCCCUAAAUUCCAGUGCUCCGCAUGAAUGACUUUUACAUGAAAUAAUUUCUAAGAAAACAAUUGAACUUCUUUUGGCUUUCUGAACAGACUGCUAAACAAAAGCUUAACCCUUUUCAGUUCUUUAAUUAUAUCAAAGAAAUAAUUAUAUUAGGAACUGUAUUGAAAAGAAAAACUUGGAUAGGAUAUAUUUAAAGUUGUUGGCUGACAGUGAGAUGCUGGUUUGCUAGGGAAUUGACAAUAACUCUGGUUAUAAGCUAUGAAUAAAAGCAAAGUCAUAAGAGUGCCUUAGCAGUUGUUUAGCAGUUGAGAUGUGCAAUAUCCCAAGUCAGGUCAUAUGUUAAGGGGUAGAUGUGUUGAAAGGAUGCAUUCUCAUAUUGCAUAUAAACAACUCAGCCCUUCAGUUGCCGUUCAAAGUCCAAAUAUUAAUGAGAUGAUAUUUUCUUGACCAUGCGCUAUGCAUCUAGAGAAUCAUGUUUCUAACUUUAAAACUUGUAUUCCCAUGUAACUGCCAUACCAAUGUGUAAGUAACAUUAUGUCUUUGAUGUAUGGUAGGUAAUAAUUUGAUGAUGUGAUAAUAAUUUGGCUUAUGUUGAAGCUGCCAUUUAAGGCAUUGCUUUUAAGCCUGUGUUUAGGCAUUAGUUCUAAAGUUUUUACAGGUAAUUAAUGAACAAAACUGAUUAUCUCAGUUAUAUGUGAUGUAUUACUAUUCAAGUUAAAUAGUAUGCCUUUACAAUAAUGUUGCAAAGAAGCUCAAUAUCCUGCUUAAUUGAAGCUGCAAGCAAUUCCUUUAAGCCUAUUUCCAUAUGAGUAGCAUUUUUUGUUAUUGCAAGCAUGAUUGAUUCAGAUAGAAUUUGUCCUCUUACACACAGCUUUGUUCCAGUGCCUGUAAAAUAUCUGUCAAUUUUCUUAAUUACAAACAUGGCCUUCUUCACAGUCCCCUUAUCCUUUCAAUAUGCAUUAGAAAAUAGAAAGAAAAAAACUUUAAUGCUAGAUAUCACAGACAAAAACAAAUUGACGUCAUAAAAAAACCAAUUCAGGUUGAUCUGUUAAUGUUUUUGUCAGGUUUUUUGUAGAGAUAGGUUUUGUCCAAGGACCCUUGUUAUCAACUGCGAGGUUGAUUGCAACUUGUAAACACUGUAUUACUUAUAAACAAGUAUUGGCUGGUGUCAGGUCGCAUGCUCAUUUGUUUUCUCUUGUUCUGUGAAAUUACUGAAGAAAUAUGGGCGUAUUUCUAGAAACAACGGUUUAAAUAUGCAGUACAAUACGAGCAUGUUUUGACAUAAUUCAAGUACAUAAUUAAUUUGGUUGUGAAUGCUUGAUCUUGACAUUAUUUACAAGCGUUUGAAUGUAUGACAGUUUUUGUCCGAUGCUGCUCCUUAUUUUUGCCAUAAACUGAAACAUGCUUGUAACAAGCAAUACCUUGGAAGCUAAUUGGCCUAAACGGCUGAGAUAUAGAAACACAGGCCCUCUUUCUACGAAAUCGCUGCCAUUUUGAAAUUUACAAAUGAAGCCAAGUUAUGCCCUUUUUUAGUAAACUUAAUAUAUAUUUCACUUGCUUUAUCUCAGCUAAUUUGCAACAAAUUUAGCAGUUAUGGCCUAUCUCUAGUUAUCUUUGGUGUUCUUUCAAACUUUUUGAGGCCAGAUUCAAAAGAUUCAAAAACACAUUCAGCAGUUUAACACGUGUUUUAAGUGGGCAGAAAAACUUUUUUGUACGAACACAUUCUGUGUUUGUAUGUAACUGAGUACUGAGCGUAGAAAUUUAAGUUUAUACUAGACAUAAACAGCUGGUCAUUAAGUUCAGAAAAAUUUAUAACGUAAAGCACGUGGAGUCAGUGUUCAGCUUCUCAGAUGAUCACUCCACGUGUGUUGGAAACAAUUUCUUCUACGAUGAUAACAAUACAGCGACGCAUAAAUCAAGAACUUUAUUUUAAUGAAUAGAGAGAGACUGGGCGUAGGAGUUCAAUUAGUUUGAAUCCAUAGCAGCAACAUAUGAAUUCUUCAUUGUCUAAUUUUCUCGAUGUUUUUUGUCAAAGAACAUCAUAUGCAUGAUGUCAUGGGUUUUCGAAGUUUAGCAGGUAGAGACUUUGUGUCCUAAUGCUGAUUUUACUGUAGUAAACAAGUAAAUUUUCCCUUCAACACAUGGUAACUACCAUAAACCACUAGAAACUAACGCCAGGUUGCUUCAGUGACGUUUAUUAUCUCCCUUUCUCCCCCCUAACAAACUUGAAUUGCUUCAACCAAAGAUCAGUCCGUUUUCGUUUAUACUGAGACCAUGAUCUCAAGCAUCAUUCUAUUUUCUGGACCAUUUUCGUUUUCAUUGCUUUUUUCGAAUGUAGAAAUAGUUCUGCGUAGCCAGUUAUUGUAGCUAAUUAGCCAGUGUUCAGUAGAACUAGUUCAUGACCGAAGUGGCUUGUCGAGCAAGAGUGACGUGCUAGAUUAUCGCUGGUGACGAAAUGUAUUUUAACUAUAAGUAUAGCUAUGUGAUGUUAGAUUUAAGUCGCUGUUCUUGAAGGCAUAUUUGGUGCAACAAGCAAUGCAUAGUUUUAGCAAGGAAUUUGAAAAAGCCAGAAUGCAAACCAGUUUACGACCGCAAUUCAAUGUUUCAUAACACAUCUUGAAUGAGCCCUGUAAGUGACAUGGUGCAAGAUCUUUCAGCAACGUUUCCUGGCAGAGCUGUUUACGAUGACCAGGCAUAUCGGCCUCGUGUACACCCCGGAAGAGUGCUGCAUAAACAGAGGCAAAGAACAGAUAGUUCACCAUAUCAUCUACCCCAAUAUCAGUCGCUGAGAGAAAGUGGUUCUUGGAGACGAACCUUUUCGGACCCUGCCAUUGCUGCUGGACCAAGAGGAAGUACAAGUCCAAAAGUGAGUCCCAGUCCAAAGGAACCAAGAUCACCCCAAGGCAUGUCAACCCAACAGGAUACAAGUCAGGUUUAUGGAAAUUCAAUUUCACAAGAACGACAAACACACCACAUGAAGAUUCUAAAUAACACUGGCUCUCUGCCUGAUGUCGCAAGCUUGUCUUUGGAAAUUCCGAGAAGCGUCCCAGAAGAUGACGGGUUAAUGAAGAGUCCACAAGCGAACAAUAAUAUUAAAUUCACCGUACCCACUUCCAUUCCAGUGAGACGAAACCUUAAUACUGGAAAACAGGUCUUUCCAAGACAGUUCUCUAAUUCAGAAAGCAAAGAUACCUUGUCAAAGGAGCAACAACAACGAUAUUUGAUCAACCAGCUUGCUCAGGAAAUGCAAGGAAACAAUUUACAUUCACCAACGUCACCUGCUUCAUCAAUGCCGCCUCCUUUUGGUUCCAUAUCGCCACUGGCUUAUGAGGCUGUUUUUUCACCUAAUUCGGGGCUAUCUUCUGUCACCAAUACGAGUGCUUUCGAGCAAGAACAGUACUUAAAUCUCCUCCGAAUGAAUGACAUGAUGUACGACCAGAUCAAUAAGCACGUACCGCGUUACGAUGAAGCACAACAGCAACGACAACAACAACAGCAGCAACAACAACAACAACAACAACAACAACAUCAACAACACAUGAACAUGAUGCAGGGUAAUAUGCAACAAAAAAUGAUGCAAAACCGACCUAUGAAUGUGAACCAGGUGAACGACGAUUUUGCCAACCAGUUUCGUAUGAGUGUCACUGGAAACCCGGAGCAAAGAGACGAUUUGCCAGACGACAUUUUGAACACCAUCCGCGUUGGUCUUGAUCCAUUGAAUUUCGAAGAUUACCAACUUCUUGCCAACUCGAAUUUGGAAGUUGCUGAUCAGUCCGUGGAAGAGCAGUUCAGGCAAGAUCGGAUAAAUUUCCCUUAAUAUAUGCUAAAUGUAAGAUUGAUAAUUGUGGCUUAUUGAUAAUGGUGGACUUCGUUACGAAUGGCACAACUAAACGGCCUUUUACAGCCACAAAACAACGUAGCCUCGUCAUCAUUACAUGGUGUGGAGGCGCUACAGAUUAUAUAUACACCUGACUGGUUGGACAGAUAAGAACUUCUGAACACCCUCAUAUGAGUAUCCGAAUCCUUAUAUGGUGACCUUGUUUUGUAUAAGGUUAUAUGUUAGCUGGCAAUAUUUGAAUACUUCAUAGUUGACAAGGGGUUGUAGCUUUGAUUUUUAGGGCUGAAGAAUUUCGCAAAGGUGAUUUGCAGUUAUUUCUUGAUCUUUUUUGCCAUUACAACGAUUGCCCCCUGUCCCAACUAUACUGUGACUAAAACUGAAUAAUAGUGCAAAGUGUAGAAGAACUGCAUAAUAGAAAAUUGCGGGCAAUCAUAAAAAAGAUUGGUUUGACGUUCAUUGCACUAGGUUUAUCGAGGUAUAAAGUUACCUUGCAGAUAUUAAACCGAGGUUUGUUUGCUCUGUGCGGAUAAGCCAAUAAGUUCUUUGCUUACAGUAAGGCCUCGUUUUGAAGUCGCUUUUACAAUUAACUGCCCUUUCGAAGGCGAUCCCUGUAGCCAGGUCUUGCAAUAAGUCUGCAUGGAGUUGCAGUACCUUUAUGAGCUCGGGUUUAUUUUAGCAUAGCACUUCAAGUAACAAGGUAUACGUUCAUCGUAGGCUUUUUAUUGAAGAACGACAAAAUUGGUUGAGUUCCUUUUAUAAUCUUAUCGAAAUUUUAUUUGCAUUUUGUUUUUAUCCCACCGUUAAAGCGGCGUCAUAAACUGUGAUACAUUGCCGAAUCACAGUUUUUUUUAAUUUUUUUUUAUUCCACUAUGCAAGAUAAAUACGGAAGCAAUGAAAAAUUGUGAAAAAUUUCAGUCGUUUUACACGAACAUAGAAGACAAAUGAACAACUGAUGAUAACCCUUAAGUUCUUCUUUAUCUUAUAUUAAUUUAAUAUUUGUUCCUGUAGCCUCGUGGUUUGUAGGCAUUCUAGCUAGUCUAGAGUAACUUUCAUCUUAGCUGGAAUAAAACCUUAGUAUAUUUUAGGUAGCUGUCACUUGGACAUGUUUUCUUGUCCAUCUACUAUAUAAUGUUACAUAAUCUAUUUGAAAGGAGUUUCUAUCGUAGAAGCAAUGAUAUCGCGAGGAGUGAAAUUAAUCGCGGAAAUUCCUUUGAAUCUAAUAUUAAAAUGAUCAAUAACCUAGAUUCUGGUGAUGCCACUUUUUAAAGGCCUAGAUAGGUUGACAAAUCACACUCAAUGAUCAUAGAUGUAACGCGAAUGACGAUUGAUGAUCUUCAAAUGCGGGUUGCGUAAUACAGAAGAGGAACCUCUGAUCGAGCACCUGUUUUUAUCCUUCUCUUCAAGAGAUAGAUUUUGAAUACAAAGGUUGUUAUUAGAUUUAGAUAUUAUGUUUUAAUUUGAUUGGCUUAUAUUUGUAAUGUUCUUGUCUUGAUUCGCCACUGUUCAGCUUAAUCACGUAUUUUUACUCGAUAUGCUAUAACCGUGUUGUUUUGGUCCAAGUGUCGUAUAUAUUUAUGCAACAGAACCAGUAUUCUAGGGGGUAUAGCCGAUAGAUAA